Messenger RNA from Meira miltonrushii, 1293 nucleotides. RefSeq lists its product as uncharacterized. The transcript has a single exon. The coding region runs from base 351 to 1214 and encodes 287 amino acids. The record is from RefSeq and is a predicted model, not a curated record. Gene Ontology annotation, molecular function: ubiquitin protein ligase activity. NCBI's taxonomy places the organism in Eukaryota, Fungi, Basidiomycota, Exobasidiomycetes, Exobasidiales, Brachybasidiaceae. Gene Ontology annotation, cellular component: nucleus.
CAAGCAUUUUUGAUGGGAUUGUAGCUAUAUUAUCAGUCGGAUAACGUAGCUCGAGCUAGAAUUGCAUCAGGGAGACAACAUGGUAAGUACAAAAGACAAGUUUGAUAUGCACACGACAUUGACAUAACUGCAUUCAUUACACUCUCGCUCAGGUACGACACUCAAAGAACAAUACUGCCUCUUCCACAUUCACAAAAGCAGAAUAUGGUAAGCUACGUGAUGUCUGGGGAAGCAAGCAAGCUCGAUUGGGCUCAGAGUCUAUGCGAAGUUUCGAUCAAUGCGGCUUAUGUUUGAAUACGGCUGUAAACCCUUGCUUAUGCUCCAAAGGUCAUCUCUUUUGCAGAGAAUGCAUGAUUACUUCUUUAUUGGAUCAGAAGCGAGAAAUGUUCAAUGUUCAAGCAUCACUGGAUAGAUUGGAAAAGGAGUUUGAGCAAGAAAGGAUUAAAGCUCGGGAAAAGGCCUUGGCUCACGUUCAGAACAAUUUCGAACAAGUAGAUUCGGGAAUUGGCAGACUCAGAGAUCGUUCGGACAGACGUAGCAGAAGUCCCGAGAGAAGGGAUGACACCUCAAAGCGAGAUCGAUCACGCUCAGGAAUCGGAUCAAGCUCGCUAAGUGAUUUACCUGCCCGAAUAGCGGCACAAGCAGAAAGGAGACUAGAGGAGACUAUGGAACGAUUAGCAGAAGAACGAACACAAGCGAAAAGGGCCAAAAUUCCAGCCUACUGGCUUCCAAGCUUGACGCCAUCCGCAGAGACGAGUAAGGAAGAGAUUGUGAAACGUACAGAAGAAGCUCUAAGGAAAGGUCUGGAAACUAAAUGCUACAUUGGAGACAAGUUCGGACAUGUGGUUACGAGUAAGUCAUUGGUGGAUGUCCACUUUGUCAUUGAAACCAUACCAAAAGGAGAGCAAGGUGAUCGUUCGGAUAAAGAGCGUAAGAUUUGUCCGAGUUGCAAAAAGACAUUGAGCAAUGUGAACAAACUUUUUGCCAUUAGAAAGUGCGGUCAUAUACACUGUUCAACAUGCAUCGACACUCUCAUUCGACCGGCAUUGAAAGAGGCAGAAAAGGAUAAGAAGCUAAGGCCGACGUGCCUGGAGUGUGAUGCGCCGAUCAAAAGCGAUCAUAAAGACAUCUUACCACUUCAACGUGAAGGUACUGGCUUCACUUCAGCGGGAAAUAACGAAGCCAAAACAAUGGGCGUAUCAUUCCAAGGUUAAAGACGGGAAUUGUGAUGCCAUACUUGUAUUUUAGCGUUGUAACAUAUAUCGAUGUACACUAUAUUACUUUAUUCUUGAU